AUGAAGCUCGGAGGAAUUGCGCCCCUCGAGGCGUCCGAGGACAAGAGGCGCAGUGGGAAACAAGGUCUUGUAUUCGUGCUUCCCCCCUGGGAGACAUGGAUCAGGUACGUCAUGGAGGAGGCGGAGGCCGCUAUCCAGACGUACGACAACAGCGAAUUGGACGCCGCACUCGCCGACGGAGCGACCCAGCGCAUCUUCACUGACGGCAGCGGAUGCGCUGGACUCGUGGGUGCAUCUGCAGUGGGCCCAAGGAGCUCGGACUGGCAGCAACGACACCUUGGAUCGCUGGAGUAUUCCAAUGUGUACGCUGCGGAGCUCGCGGGCAUCGAAAUGGGACUUGAACGACUGGGAAACCGACGGAACCAACAGGAUGAGGACAAUCACCUGUAA
This is a messenger RNA of Penicillium maclennaniae, 390 nucleotides long. RefSeq lists its product as uncharacterized. The record is from RefSeq and is a predicted model, not a curated record. Bases 1 to 390 code for a protein of 129 amino acids. The transcript is spliced from 3 exons. NCBI's taxonomy places the organism in Eukaryota, Fungi, Ascomycota, Eurotiomycetes, Eurotiales, Aspergillaceae.